AUGACAGAUCCCGAGGUGGCCACGCUUGCAACUCUCACUAACGUCCAGAACUCGCUGUUCAUUCCCGAUCUGGGCUCCUUCCUGAACCGCCGUCCAACUUACAACCUGACCCGAGAGCCAACCUUCUUCCCUCCACCAGCAAAAGCCCCUUCUGUGAAGCCUCCUUCCAUAAAGCCUCCUUCUAUCAUGACUCAGAACCGCAUCGAGACGGAUGCCGACGAUGUUGAACAGCGUCCGGGCAUCGAUCGCACUUUCACCAUUGCUUCGCAUCUGAGUGACACCGAGGACCACUACGCCGUGCUUCCGCACGGCCUCAGUCUUGAAGGUUGGAGUUUGGCCGAAAAGCAGGAGCUGAACGACCAUGUUAGACACAUGUUGCAUUCGCGCCGUGCCGCUUUCAAACGAGGAAUGAAAGGCUUUGGUCAAUAUGUCCGCCGCCCCCUUGGCUUGUUUGUCACCGUCUAUGCCACCCUAGUAACCUUGUUCGGUCUGGCAUGGGUCCUCUUCUUGAUCGGUUGGAUCAAUGUCGGAGGUCGACAGUCUUAUAUCAUCAACGUCAUCGACAACGUCCUGGUCGCCCUUUUCGCUGUCGUUGGUGACGGUCUAGCCCCCUUCCGAGCAGUCGACACAUACCACAUGAUAUACAUUGCGCAUUAUCAUCAUCUGACGUGGAGCCUCCGCAAGAAGCGCAACCUUCCUAAGCUCAAGAACGAGAACGACCUGCCCGUCCAGCCAGGAAUCGAUGCGGAUAUCGAGAACGGCUCUACUGCCGAGGCUGCUUCCGUCCACGAUGUGCUCAGCGAAGAGCAGCAGAGAAAACUGAAGCAUCAUGAGGACAAAUUCUCAAAGUCCCACACCUUCUACAAGCCCCACGAAACCGAAACACACCACGCUUUCCCUCUGCGACUCCUCGUUGCUGUCGUCGUCCUGCUCGAUUGUCAUUCUCUCCUCCAAAUUGCUCUGGGUACUUGCACAUGGGCCAUCUCUUACCACGUGCGACCAUUCGCUCUCACGACCGUCAUUCUGUGCUUCUCAAUCACAUGCAACAUCACGGGUGGCAUCAUCAUCAGUAUUGGUGAUCGCAUCACUCGCAAGAAGGAUGUGGUGGAGCGCAUGUUCAGACAACAGCUCACGGAGCAAGCAAUCCACAAGAUGGAGAAGCGGCGUCAAAAAGAGAGUGAACGCAACGAAGAGCUGGACGAGGUUGUGACACAGUCGCCCUCGGACGGUCCUAGAAAAUCACCCCUCGACGGUACUGGACUGGAACCAGGAAGCAAUCCGAUUCAACCCAGGGUACUCGGUGCUGGUUUGGACGCAGCUCAGCUAGUCACCAAUCUACAUUAA
Messenger RNA from Aureobasidium namibiae CBS 147.97, 1344 nucleotides. RefSeq lists its product as uncharacterized. Bases 1 to 1344 code for a protein of 447 amino acids. The record is from RefSeq and is a predicted model, not a curated record. NCBI's taxonomy places the organism in Eukaryota, Fungi, Ascomycota, Dothideomycetes, Dothideales, Saccotheciaceae. The transcript is spliced from 3 exons.